AUGGGUUCUACUAUUAAACAAUAUUAUGCAGCUUUUGUAGCCAACAUCGCCACAAUCUGCUACGGCACCACAAUAGGCUGGUCAAGUCCAGCCCUGUCAGCCCUUUCGACAUCGAACCCUUCACCAGGCAAAGACAUCAUUUUUCAAUUAACAGACGAAGAGGCCUCCUGGAUAGGCGGCCUGAUUUGCAUAGGAGCCCUUUUUGGAGGCCCUUUGUACGCCUGGUUGGCAGGAGUCAGGGGCAGAAAAUUUGCUGGAUAUAUGAUCGUCGUACCAUACAUAAUCAGUUGGCUUUGCAUCCUGUUUGCAGAAUCUGUUCUAUGGAUGUUUGCAGGACGUGCCUUUUCAGGAAUAGCCGGAGGCGGUGUUAUAGUUCUAAUUCCGAUGUACGUUUCGGAAAUCGCUGAUGACAAUAUUCGGGGUGCCCUAGGAUCUCUACUAGUCCUCUGUAUCAAUUCAGGAAUUCUGGUAGGGUAUCUCCUGGGUGCUUGUGUGAGUUACUUCUGGUUGAAUCUGAUUUUGACAACUCUUCCCUUCUUGUUCCUGGUUUUGUUCUUUACUGUGCCGGAGUCUCCGAUCUGGUUGGCCAGAUCUGGACGCCUGGACGAUGCCAGCAGGGCUUUGUGCUGGUUGAAGGGAUUGCAACCGAGUAAAAGUGAAGAUGAGCAAACUAUUAGUUGUGAAUUGGAUAAACUCAAACCGAAAGAUGAUGCCCAGGAAGAAGGUGCUUCGUUUAUGGAAUUAUUGUCUUCCAAAUGUUGCCGCCGCGGUCUCUUCAUCGGCAUCAGCCUGAUGUUUUUCCAGCAGGCUUGCGGCCUAUUCGCAGUCUUAACCUAUGCCUCAUCUAUCAUGCAACAGGCUGGUGUAUCAGGUUGGACACCUGAUCAGGCUGCUGUGAUUUUGGGAGCCAUCCAGGUCGUCGGGGGACUGGUGUCUUCUGUUUUCGUGGAACGCGCUGGACGAAAGAUUCUUCUUGCGAUGUCCAGCGCCUUCCUAGGACUCUGUCUUGCUGCUUUAGGUACCCAUGCAGGUUUAAGAGAGAACGGUUAUGACGUCACGGGUUGGUCCUGGGUUCCUGUGACGUCACUGUGUGGUGCUGUUCUUUUUGGGGCCUUGGGAACCGGUCCUUUGCCUUUCGUGGUUGCCAGCGAGAUAUUCGAUAACAGGGCGAAAGGAAAGGCUAUGACGAUUUGCAAUUUGAGUUUGUGGAUUUUUGCAUUCAUCGUUUUGAAGUUUUACAGUUCUAUGGUUUCACUGAUGACAAUGCCCGGAACAUUCAUGCUCUUUGCAGCCUUUAUGGCCCUAUCAACGAUUUUCGCAGUUUUUUGCGUUCCCGAAACCAAGGGCCAACCCCUGGACGUGAUUUUGGCCAAACUUGGGGCCAAAGCCCAGAAUUCUGUGGUACUUCAAGAAAAACCGGGCGUAGAAUUGGACGUGAAAAAUGUAUGA
Ctenocephalides felis (cat flea) is the source of this 1449-nucleotide messenger RNA. Its product is annotated as solute carrier family 2, facilitated glucose transporter member 8-like. Gene Ontology annotation, molecular function: sugar transmembrane transporter activity. The transcript has 9 exons. Gene Ontology annotation, biological process: transmembrane transport; carbohydrate transport. NCBI's taxonomy places the organism in Eukaryota, Metazoa, Arthropoda, Insecta, Siphonaptera, Pulicidae. The record is from RefSeq and is a predicted model, not a curated record. Bases 1 to 1449 code for a protein of 482 amino acids. Gene Ontology annotation, cellular component: membrane.